CGAUUUGCAAGAAUUUCAACUGAAAUGUGCGCAUCGACUUAUCCUACUAUAAGUUUAGUUUACCCUAUGUAUAAUAAUUUAAUGGACCAUGCUGAAAAAAUAAUGAAGAAUGGAAAAUCUUCAAAAUUCUUAGUUGCAGCUAUAAAGGUAACAUAG
Messenger RNA from Funneliformis geosporum, 156 nucleotides. Lineage: Eukaryota; Fungi; Glomeromycota; Glomeromycetes; Glomerales; Glomeraceae. The record is from the annotation of a GenBank genome assembly.